Molecule: messenger RNA, 729 nt
Organism: Lactuca virosa
Lineage: Eukaryota; Viridiplantae; Streptophyta; Magnoliopsida; Asterales; Asteraceae
Source: the annotation of a GenBank genome assembly
AUGUUUGCAGUGACUCUUUGGCUUGGAAACACUGCAUACCUCUAUAUAUCCGUAUCAUUUGCCCAAAUGUUAAAAGCAAUAAUGCCCGUAGUCGUUUUUGCUCUUGGUGUAGCAGUUGGACUUGAAGCAAUGAGUUGCAGCAUGCUUCUUAUAAUGUCUGUAAUAAGCUUUGGAGUUUUAGUGGCAUCUUAUGGAGAAAUCAACAUCAAUUGGGUUGGUGUUGUUUAUCAAAUGGGAGGUGUUGUUGGUGAAGCAUUGAGGCUCAUAUUCAUGGAGAUUUUGGUGAAAAGAAAGGGUGUUAGACUAAACCCCAUUUCCAUGAUGUUUUACGUCAGCCCAUGCAGCGCUGUAUGCUUGUUUGUUCCAUGGAUCUUCUUGGAGAUGCCAAAGAUGGAGUCAUGGAGCUUUCGGCCUUUGGUGCUAGCUUUCAAUUCCCUUUCUACUUUUGCUCUCAAUUUAUCGGUUUUUCUUGUGAUACAACAUACAAGUGCUUUAACUAUUCGUGUUGCUGGAGUUGUUAAAGAUUGGGUGGUUGUCUUGUUGUCUGCCAUCCUUUUUGCCGAUACAAAGCUCUCCAUGGUCAAUCUCUUCGGUUAUGCUAUAGCCAUUGGUGGUGUAGCUGCAUACAAUAACCACAAGUUAAAAAAAGAAGCAUGUGAUGAAACUUCUGCUGGUUCCAAGCUUUCGACUACAAGAACUAUAUCACCCCCUACAUCAGCUUCUGUUUAG